This is a messenger RNA of Caenorhabditis angaria, 460 nucleotides long. NCBI's taxonomy places the organism in Eukaryota, Metazoa, Nematoda, Chromadorea, Rhabditida, Rhabditidae. The record is from the annotation of a GenBank genome assembly.
AUGGCUCUUCAACAAAAAUUCGACGCCGCUGUUGAAAUUAUUCAAAAACUUCCAAAGACAGGUAAUAUUUCCCCCCAAAAAAAGUCUUGAAAAAUUUUUGAAAACCGUUGUUUUUCAGGGCCAGUUAGCACAUCUAACGAUCAAAAAUUGACUUUCUAUUCACUUUUCAAACAAGCAACAAUCGGAAAUGUUAAUACUGAUAGACCUGGUAUUUUCUCGAUUGUCGAGAGAAAGAAGUGGUAUGUUUCGAAUUCAAAAUGAAUCUAAUAAUAGUUAUAUAUUUUUUUUCAGGGACUCGUGGAAGGAACUCGAAGGUGUGAGCCAAGAUGAAGCCAAAGAGCGUUACAUCAAAGCAUUGAAUGAGAUGUUUGACAAAAUUGCUCAAGAACUUGAUGUUAGUGCAUGGCUCGAACAAAUUGAUCCAGUCAUUAAAACCAACUUGGCUCUUAUUUCAAAGUAA